AUGUCACUCAAACAAAUCGUUGGGCAUAAAUUGCUCAACGAUGUGAUCCGACCAUUAAAAAAGGCAGAAGGCCGUGGUGCCUGGAAUGUUUUGAUUGUGGAUACUCUCGCGAUGCGUAUGCUUUCCUCAUGUUGUAAAAUGCAUAAUAUUAUGGAAGAAGGAAUUACGAUUGUGGAAGAUUUGAACAAAAGACGAGAGCCUUUGCCGACACUCGAAGCCAUUUAUCUGAUUGCACCAACCGCCGAGUCUGUGGAUAAACUGAUUCAAGACUAUUGCGUGAGGAAUCAGUACAAAUGUGCUCAUGUGUUUUUCACUGAAGCUUGUUCGGAUCAACUAUUUUCGACUUUGUCCAAAAGUGCAGCUGCAAGAUUUAUCAAAACACUGAAAGAGAUUAAUAUUGCAUUCACACCUUAUGAAAGUCAGGUUUUCAAUUUGGACUCUCCGGAUACUUUUUUCCUGUAUUAUAACGCUCAAAAGCAAGGUGGAUUAUCAUCAAAUCUCGAGAGAAUUGCCGAACAGAUUGCCACUGUUUGCGCCACCCUUGGAGAAUAUCCAUCUCUGAGAUAUCGUGCGGACUUUGAGAGAAAUGUCGAGCUUGGACAUCUUGUUGAGCAGAAGCUGGACGCCUACAAGGCUGACGACCCGUCAAUGGGAGAAGGAGCUGACAAGGCACGCAGUCAACUCAUCAUCAUUGACAGAGGAUACGACGCCAUCACUCCGCUUCUCCACGAGCUCACUCUUCAAGCAAUGUGCUACGAUCUUCUUGGUAUCGAGAAUGACGUCUACAAGUACGAGACAGGAGGUAGUGAGAACUUGGAAAAAGAGGUGUUGCUCGAUGAGAACGACGAGUUGUGGGUGGAAAUGAGGCAUAGACAUAUUGCCGUUGUUUCGCAAGAAGUCACGAAGAACUUGAAGAAAUUCAGUGAAAGCAAGGGAAACAAGGGAAACAUGGACUCCAAAUCGAUCAAGGAUUUGUCGAUGCUCAUCAAGAAAAUGCCACAGCACAAGAAGGAAUUGAACAAGUUCAGUACCCACAUCAGUUUGGCAGAGGAGUGCAUGAAGCAGUACCAACAAGGAGUUGAUAAGUUGUGUAAGGUUGAACAGGACUUGAGUACUGGAUCAGAUGCGGAAGGAGAGCGAGUGAGAGAUGCAAUGAAACUGAUGGUCCCACUCUUGAUCGACCCAGCCGUGAGAUGCGAGGACCGUCUUCGAUUGAUCCUUCUUUACAUCAUCUCUAAGAAUGGAAUCACUGACGAGAACUUGAACAAACUCUUGCAACAUGCAAAUAUCUCAAUGGCUGAUAAGGAAACCAUCACCAAUGCUGCCUAUCUUGGACUGAAUAUUGUUACUGAUACCGGCCGUAAGAAGACCUGGACGCCUACAAAGAAGGAGCGACCACACGAGCAGGUUUAUCAGUCGUCUCGAUGGGUCCCGGUCAUCAAGGAUAUUAUCGAGGAUGCUAUCGAUGAGCGUUUGGAUACAAAGCAUUUCCCAUUCCUUGCUGGAAGACAAGUCAAUCAGGGAUACAGAGCCCCAGCAUCCGCUCGUUACGGUCAAUGGCACAAGGAACGCGGACAACAAUCCAACUACCGUAGUGGUCCACGACUGAUCAUCUUCAUCAUCGGAGGUGUCACCUUCUCCGAGAUGCGAGCAGCCUACGAAGUGACUGCUGCCCGGAAACCAUGGGAAGUCAUUAUUGGUUCCGAUCGGAUAAUCACACCUGACAAGUUCUUGACAAACUUGCGUGAUUUGAAUAAGCCACGUGACAUAUGA
Molecule: messenger RNA, 1773 nt
Organism: Caenorhabditis briggsae
Lineage: Eukaryota; Metazoa; Nematoda; Chromadorea; Rhabditida; Rhabditidae
Gene: Cbr-unc-18
Product: Protein CBR-UNC-18
Exons: 9
Coding region: 1-1773 (590 amino acids)
Biological process (GO): vesicle-mediated transport; neurotransmitter secretion; intracellular protein transport
Cellular component (GO): plasma membrane; secretory granule
Molecular function (GO): syntaxin binding
Source: RefSeq, a predicted model, not a curated record